Messenger RNA from Zerene cesonia (dogface butterfly), 4087 nucleotides. RefSeq names its product RNA-binding protein spenito (gene nito). Gene Ontology annotation, cellular component: nucleus. The record is from RefSeq and is a predicted model, not a curated record. The coding region runs from base 251 to 2497 and encodes 748 amino acids. Gene Ontology annotation, molecular function: mRNA binding. The transcript is spliced from 2 exons. NCBI's taxonomy places the organism in Eukaryota, Metazoa, Arthropoda, Insecta, Lepidoptera, Pieridae. Gene Ontology annotation, biological process: regulation of alternative mRNA splicing, via spliceosome.
CCGGCACUUGACCUCGAUCGAAGUGACGAUCUUGAGGAGGUGAAGCAUCAAGCGGCCAUUUUGAAAUCAAACAUUCGAUGAGAAACAGGAAUUUUAAAUGGUCUUGAUUGUGGUAUUUGUGCGAGUUCGUUUAAUUUUUUGUUUUCUUAAUUUAGCGACUAUUUAGUGCGGCGGUGGAGUUUUGUGACCUUUGAAAGUGAUAUCGGUCCUUUAUUUGUUUUGUGAUAGUGGUUCAUCGUACUGAGCUUUCAUGAUCGGCUUACCGCGUAGCGAUAGAGAUAGAGAUCGUAUAACGGUGAAAAUUCGCAAUAUGAAGAGGAGUUCGUCUAGGGACAGUAUGCCGCGAUCGAAAAGGACGCGUAGUAGCAUAGGGAGGUAUGACGAUAGUUCUGAUGAGCGUGCUACACCAGAAAGAGUGAGGAGGCGAGUUCGUUCGCCAAGUCCCCGCGGUCGAUACAUGUCUCCUCAUCGAGAUGAUUACGUUAGAUCUCGCGAAGUAAGAGAGGAAUCUGUGCGACCUUAUUAUAAGGUUCUUUGUGUUAGUGCUCUUCAUCCGAAAGCUUCCGACGAAAUUGUAAAAGAUACUCUUUAUAGAGAGUACAAGAAAUUUGGUGACUUUAGCAUUAAGAUUUCUCAUGAAUUAGAUGAAAGGGUUGCAUAUGUUUGUUUUCGUAGUGCGGAAGAUGCUAGAGAUGCUAAGCAUGCAAAACCCAGAAUUAUUUUAUAUGACAAAGUUGCUAUUGUUGACCCUGUUUAUGAACCUGUCCGAUCAGAGUAUAGAAGUAGACCACGAAGUAUAACUCCACCUGACUAUGAUCGUCCUUACUCUUACGCGUGGUCACCUGUUCCUGAGCGACGCAGACCACCACCUGAAGACAGGGCAUAUGGUAUUCCUCCAGCAGUUCCUCCACACCAUAGGGACUUCAGACCCCCAAUGCAUGAAUAUCCAAUGGCAGGCCCUCAUGGUCCCCCAAUGCACCACCGUCCCCCUAUGCACCAUCCUCCACACCCACACUAUAUGCCAAGGCCAUACAUGCCCAGACCCCAUCAUCCACCAUUUGAGAAAGUAGAGAAUAAAAAAGAUAAAUUUCCUAAUUAUUUACACCAUGUCCAACCUGAAGAUGAUCCUUUGGCCACUCGAACCUUAUUUGCAGGUAAUUUGGAAAUCAACAUAUCAGAUGAAGAAUUACGACGUAUUUUCGGUCGUUAUGGAAUUGUAGAAGACAUAGAUAUUAAAAGGCCACCACCAGGGACUGGAAAUGCAUUUGCAUUUGUUCGCUACCAAACAUUGGACAUGGCACACAGAGCAAAGGUAGAACUUUCAGGACAGUAUAUUGGUAAAUUCCAAUGUAAGAUUGGAUAUGGUAAAGCUACACCUACAACUCGAGUUUGGGUAGGUGGUCUUGGCCCCUGGACAUCAGUUGCACAACUAGAACGAGAAUUUGAUAGAUUUGGUGCAAUCAAAAAAAUUGAAUAUGCUAAAGGUGAACCCCAUGCUUACAUCUUGUAUGAUUCAAUUGAUGCAGCACAGGCUGCAGUGAAAGAGAUGAGGGGUUUUCCUUUAGGAGGACCAGACAGACGCCUAAGAAUUGAUUUUGCAGACGUUGGAACUGGAGGACCUUACAGACCAAAACCAUAUGUGCCACCAGUUGGUGAAGAUGGUAGACCUGUUGAGGGUUAUGAGGGUUAUGAGGGAACAUGGGAUGAUAGCUAUGGUUAUGGUGGUUCUUAUAGAGGUAGGGGUGGCCAUCGUGGGCGUGGUCGAGGCAUGUACCGCGGUGUAUAUCAUGGUACAGGUGAUUAUCGCGAUGAGGAAUGGCGAAGAGCACCAGAGAGUGAGUACGAAGGUCGCAUUCGUCGCUCUGGUUCGCGGGAGCCUGGGGUAGACCGUUCACGUUCCAGAUCACCACGUCGCCGAUCACCAGAUAGUGAUUCUGAUGGUUCACCUCGUCGAAGCGGUGGAAUGCUAUCCUCGGCACGCACACUUCCUGAAGUUGUGCGCAAAGCAACCACUAUCUGGAAUGGGGCAUUAAUUUUGAAAAAUUCAUUAUUCCCUACUAAAUUUCAUCUAACUGAUGGUGAUUCAGAAAUAAUUGACAGCCUCAUGAAGGAUGAAGAUGGCAAGAAUCAACUAAGAAUUACACAAAGGCUAAGAUUGGAUCAACCUAAAUUGGAUGAUGUACAGAAGAGAAUUGCUACGUCCAGUUCCCAUGCAAUUUUCUUAGGUGUGGCUGGUUCAACGGCAUCCAUAUCAAAUGAUGAUGCCAGUAUACAAACCAGGCCAAUGCGCAAUUUGGUCUCAUAUUUGAAACAAAAAGAAGCUGCAGGUGUAAUAUCUCUUUUAAAUAAAGAAACAGAGGCAACAGGAGUUUUGUACUCCUUCCCACCAUGUGAAUUUUCAACAGAAUUAUUAAAGAGGACUUGCCAUAACUUGACAGAAGAAAGCCUUAAAGAAGACCAUUUGGUUAUUGUGGUGGUGAGGGGAGGGUCUGCCUAACUUUACACAUACAUACAUACAAGAUAAUGUAUUAAACUUAGACAUUUAUGCAUUAGUUUAAGUUUCUUUCUAAAGGUUUUAUAAUAAUAGCAAACAAAAAGUUUUCAUUAUAUAACUUGUGAUGUGUAGUGCUGCUUCAUUGUGAUGUGUUUGUAAAAGAAUUUGUGAAGGUUAAAUAUUUUUUGAUUGUGAAAGUGCUGUGAUCAUCACAGUUUAAUGUGUAAAGCAAUAAUUAUCGCAAGAUAUACAUAAUAUAUUUAUAAUUUAGUUUUGCUAGAGUAUUUUUGAAACAUACUUGUGUAUUUAAGGAACAAACUCGAGUUAUAGUGUAAUAAUCAGUGUAUGUCAGGUGAUGUGUAGUGUGUGUGAACACAAAUAGAUAAUAUUAAACAAAGUUGUUGUUUUUUUGUACCUUGUGACAUGUGAUACUAAGUGCAGUUGAGUUUUGUGCCUUUAGUGAGCAGGUGUUAAUGUAUUUCAAAAUUGACAUUGGGCUAUAUAUUAAACUAUAUUUGGAGGAAAUUUUAAUUUAAAGUGCAUAGUGGUAUAGUUUGUGUUUAGUGCAGCCCAAUCUGAUAUAAAUAAAUUAACCAGUGGUAAUAGUGGGUGAAGUAAUAUUACUGAGUAAGUAAUUAUAUUUGAAAUAGGCAUUGGUAAACACAAUACAGAAUUUAUCAAAAUACUUAUUUAUCUUAAACUAUUUUGCUAUUUCUAUACCUCUCAGUAACUGUGUGUAAUUAAUAAUUUGGCUUACAUCUAAUAAGUAAUCACAAUUAUAUGAAUUGCAAUGUUAGGAAUAUCUGAAAAUAUUUUUUAAUUAACAUUAAAGAAUUGCAUUAUUUUUUUCUACAAUCAGUUCCAGUAUCUAAGAGAAUCAAGCUCAACUGCUUAUGUAAGUAUUCCUGGUAAGUAUAAUAAUACCUAAAAUUAUGAAAAAUAAUUUUGGACCAUGUCCCAAUGAUAAACAUGAUUUAGUAAAUCAAAAUUUAAACAACAUUACAGCGAAGAUUAUUAUGGUUUCAUAACCUUGAGCUUAUAAUUUGAUUAGGUACAAUAGAAAAGGUAAAAAAUAUAGAUGCAUAUAUAUAUAACUUUAUAGUGCAGCAUCUUCAUCAUGAAUGUUUUGUUUACUCUACAUCUAGAAGUUCCAUACUAGAAUACAGUUUAACAUUGCAAAUUCAGUUCUGGUGUCUAUCCAUAAGCUAGGGCUUAUAUUAAUACCUAGCAAUUUUAUUUUCGACAAACUUAAAAAAAAUGAGCAUCACAUUUCGACUAUUUUUUGUGAUGAACCUCGUCACUUUCAACGGGGUAAACCGAUUUCGAUGAUUCAUUUUUAUUUGAUGGUUGGAGCUUUCAGUGGCGUCCCAUUGAAAUUAGGAGAUAGUUCUGACAAUGUAAAGGCGCUUUAGUUUUUGUUUUAAAUUUAAAUAAUGAAAACAAAUCACAUGUUUAACUCUACGUAGUAGGCUUUGCUUAACGCAAAUAACAUUUAUUUGUAUUUUCAGUGGAAUCGUCAAAGGAAAUUGCUGGUGAUAUGUACUUUUUAAGUGUUUAAUAAUUCAUAUUUGAAAAAUAAAUGACUUAAAGUUG